Numida meleagris (helmeted guineafowl) is the source of this 840-nucleotide messenger RNA. Its product is annotated as cytochrome c oxidase subunit 6B1-like. Lineage: Eukaryota; Metazoa; Chordata; Aves; Galliformes; Numididae. The record is from RefSeq and is a predicted model, not a curated record. Gene Ontology annotation, cellular component: mitochondrion; respiratory chain complex IV.
GGGGAGGGAUGGGGCGUUUGGGGGGGAAUUUUGCAUUUGGGGGCUUUUUGGUGUCGUUUUGAGGUACUUUGACGCCGCUUGGGGGCAACAGAAGUGACGAUGAGAUUAAAUAGGGCCAUUUGGGGACCAUUUUGGGGCUCUUUAAGGGAUCUCAGUGGACAUUAAAGGGGAUUUGGGGGCACUAGGAGGGAUUAUGAAGGUGUUUAGGGGCAUUUUGGGGCCGUUUUGAGGUAUUUUGGGGCCAGCUCAGGGCACUUGGAGACACUGUAAGGGAUUAUGAAUGUUUUAAGGGGCAUUUUGGGGGCCGUUCUGGGGACUUUCGAAUCCACUUCAGGGCAUUUUGUGCGUUAAAAGUCACUACGAGGGUGAUAAGGAGCACUUUGGGGCCAUUUCGAGGCAUUUUGGGGGCGAUCGGAGGCCCCCGCCGCCAUUUUCCUCCAGCCGCAGUCCUCCAAACUCCGGCCCCGCCCUUUCCGUGGGGCGCUCUACCCUCCGCGCCUCCAUGAUCUCCCUCACUGCGCCGCGAGCUGUGGCGUCACUUCCGGCGGCGUUCUGCGCGGCGCGUCUCGGUGGUUCCGUCGUGAGGGCGGCGGCGGUGAAAGUCACUUUGACGGGAACGGCGGCGGCCGGGUGACAACGUGGGACGAGUACCGCGAGGAGGGGACCUUCCCCGGCAAGAUCUGAGCUUCUCUGAGGCUUGGGGGGGGGGUCACCGUUGUCCCCCCGGGGCAGGGGGUUGGUGACACGCACACCUGGUGGGACACCGCCGUCACCGGGGUGGGGGAGGGGACACCGUUGUCACCGUGGGGCGGUGACGCGGCCAAUAAAGGGUUAAACUGG